This is a messenger RNA of Truncatella angustata, 1132 nucleotides long. RefSeq lists its product as uncharacterized. The transcript is spliced from 3 exons. Bases 261 to 1112 code for a protein of 283 amino acids. NCBI's taxonomy places the organism in Eukaryota, Fungi, Ascomycota, Sordariomycetes, Amphisphaeriales, Sporocadaceae. The record is from RefSeq and is a predicted model, not a curated record.
CGCAAAGACCCAAAGAUGCUGCAAGAGAUACUGCGAGAUUGAGAGACUCUACAAGAAACACGGUUAGCUUGAUGCAACUGUACAUUGAAGGUUCUCCGCUGCUCAUUAACUAUCAGCGGUGAACUAUUUAAGCGCUUGAAGGACGCCGAGGCCGGUCCCCACGCCGGAACGCACGUUUCCUGGCUCGCCGAUGGCGUGAUUGAAACUUGCGCGCAAUACCCAGCAAACUCACAUUAUAAUAUAUUCUAGCAGCCGACCUCAUGGCUAACGAGCCACCGCCCAAUCCGGGGAAUGAUUCCUCCAUCUCAAAGAGAGCUUCUUCUCAGCAGAAACAGGCUGCUAGACCGUCGAAUUCUGUGUCACCAAGGCGACAGUCGACGCAGGGGAGGAUCGAUGCGAUUCUCGAGACGGGCAGAGAACGGGCCUCCAGUAUGAGAAAUGCAUCUUGGUCGUCUGGCCGUAGUCCAAACCUCCAACCAGUUUCACAAUCCCCAGAUCAUGAAGACGGUCCCGAUGAGAGGACGGGUAUAUUCAUGAGGGGCAACACGAGAGACUAUCAAGCCACCCAAGUUAAUACACCCCCCAUAUCCGGCCAAACGUCUACUCAUGCGUUACCUUCUUCAGCACCUGCUACGAACGGUACUGCUAAUGGACACAACGCCAACAAAGAGAAGAAUAGUUGGAAACAGUACCUCUCAGGAAUAUGGGCCAUUGAGUUAGAAAACAAGGGCAGCGUUGCUAGAGAUCACCUAGCCUUGGAAAGAACAUUCCUUGCAUGGUUGCGGACUUCAUUAGCGUUCGCGUCAAUUGGAAUAGCUGUGACGCAGUUGUUUCGCCUGAAUACGUCCCUGAAUAGUGCGCCCGAUGAUUCAUCGUUUCAAACAAUUCGGCACUUAGGCAAACCAUUAGGGGCGUGUUUUCUCGGUAUUUCGAUCCUUGUAUUAUUCUUGGGAUAUCAGAGAUAUGUGCAGAGUCAGCAUUGGAUCAUCUCGAAAGGCAAAUUUCCUGCAUCACGAGGAACAAUUGUCCUAGUAUCUGCAAUUGCAUUUGCGCUCAUGGUUGUAUCAUUAAUCGUAGUUGUUGUCAUUCAGCCCGCUGAGACUUCUGAUUAGGUUAAUGAAACUUUUUUAUG